Molecule: messenger RNA, 2025 nt
Organism: Sesamum indicum (sesame)
Lineage: Eukaryota; Viridiplantae; Streptophyta; Magnoliopsida; Lamiales; Pedaliaceae
Product: Protein kinase superfamily protein
Biological process (GO): protein phosphorylation
Molecular function (GO): ATP binding; protein kinase activity
Source: RefSeq, a predicted model, not a curated record
CACUCAUUUACAGGUUGAACUGUGAAGUUCCUUUGAAACGCGGUAACUUUGAAUCGAUCAACCAUUCACACUAACAGAUGGAUACAUUGUCAUGUCAAAUGUUUCCCUUCCACUAAAUUUCUUCAAUACCAACAUCAUUGGUCUUUGGAAUUCCAUUGUCAGUCUUCGUCAAUCCCAUCUCGAUUGCCCAAACCCCAUCACAUAAGCACAUAUGCUUGUGUUCAAGGUUACACCAUUUGUAAUAAUUCAAGAAUCUUGAUGGGUUAUCUUUCAUGUAAAGCAGAAUCAUCUAUCUCCACCGCUCUUUCCCAUGCCUCGACAUCAACCGCCUCCUCCAACAAAUUCCGUCGCCGCUCAGAUAAGAGAGAGGAGAAGGAAAACCCCGUCAAAAUCCAAGAAUUCAACUACGAAGAUCUUGAGCUAGCCACCGAAAAUUUCUCAGACGCGCAGCUCUUGGGCCGAGGCAGCCAUGGGCUUGUCUACAAAGGUGUUCUGCAGGGCGGCCGUCUCGUGGCUAUCAAGAAACCCUCAAGAACUGCCCGAAGAUUGUCAAUUUCUGAAAACCCAAGUGAGUUCGAGAAUGAAAUUGAUAUUCUGUCCAAACUCCAGAGCCCAAGGUUAGUUAAUCUUGUUGGGUUCACCAAGAAUGACUCCCAAGAUCGCCUUUUGGUGGUUGAGUUCAUGAGUAAUGGCACUCUUUAUGAUGUCCUGCAUUCGAACCCACGGCCUCCCACUUGGGGUAGGAGGAUAAAAUUGGCUAUGCAAACUGCAAAAGCCAUUGAAACCCUCCAUUCUUUGAGCCCACCUGUAAUUCACAGGGAUAUCAAGUCUGCUAAUGUUUUGAUUGAUAGGAAUUUCAAUGCAAGAUUGGGGGAUUUCGGGCUGGCGUUGAGGUGUGUAGAUAAUGAUAAGUUGAGGUCAACUCCUCCUGCAGGGACAAUGGGGUAUUUGGACCCCUGUUAUGUGACUCCUGAAAAUUUGAGCACAAAGACUGAUGUUUUCAGUUUUGGGAUAUUGCUUUUGGAGAUUGUUAGUGGGAGAAAGGCGAUUGAUAUGGCACACUCGCCCCCUUCGGUUGUGGAUUGGGCCAUUCCCUUGAUCAGAAGAGGCAAAUUCUUGUCUAUCUAUGAUCCAAGAGUCGUUCCACCUAAGGACGCAUCGGUGAGGAAGACGUUGGCAUUGGUGGCUGCAAAAUGUGUGAGGUCUUGUAGGGAGAGAAGGCCAUCCAUGAAAGAAGUAGUGGAAUGCUUGAGUGAGUUGAGUAAGCUGGUUCCAGUUUAUUCUUGGAACGGUGUAUCCAAUCCUUGCUUGAUGGUGGAGAAUGUCGGUAGGCCGGUUCAAUCAACGAGCGUUCGGGUGAAUUCAAAGAGGAUGGAUCCUGGGGAUGCAAAAGUUGGAAUACCAUUAAGGAAACCACGCAGAGUGUACUCAGACUUGGGGGUCCGAUGCAAUUUGAUGGACUUGAUGUCUAGUCUUGAUAGUGAGACUAACUUUCAUGUCGAGGACGAUGGAUCAGAACAUAACCUGGAAUUGACAAAAAGGGCUUCAAGCCUUAGGUUUGAAAGUCAUAGGUCCAUUGGCAGGACUAAACUCCGGUCCAUGGUUCUUGGCAAUGGUGAACGAAAAACGUCUUCCUUAAAGAGAAACCACUCAGUUAGCAAUAAUUCAGAUACGUUCCUCGGGUCCAAUUCCAUUACUCAGGCUGCAGAAUUGACCGUAGUAUGUCAGAAAACGUAACGACGAGUUAUUAUCAAAUAAGGCAAAGCUCAGAUACGUAAAAUUCUCUUGCUUCAGGAUCAUAGUGAUAUAGAUUGUUCAUGGCCUUCAAUUGAAUGGCCUUUUGUGUUAUCAAUCAUCUGUUUUGUCAUACUUGUUUGGGCACCUGGUGCAUUGCUCAUGUUUAUUGUUCAUUCUUUAAAGCCAGUGAUGAAUAACAGUAAAGGUUCUUAUGUUGUAAUGAGCCUCUUCUUGUAUUAAAGCUUGAAUGUCUAGUGAGAGUUUGAGACAGAUGGUGUUUCUUUCCUA